UUGAACGGAAUUUUCGCCACGGUCCUCGUGAGCGUGUGUGUAUAACCUUGAGUCGUUUCAAACGUCAGCUGAGCUUCAACCUCGACAAAUCAGACACCGGAACCCUGUGUAGAUGACAAGGGAGUAAACUAACGGUAUUAAAGGUGUACCGGAUGUAUUCUUUAUUGCGGAACCUCUGUAAUGUCCGACAAUAGCGCAGAUAGUUACAUGCAAUAUGUGAAACGGAGCGAGCAUGUGUCCGUACCUAUCCAUUGUUCGCAUACAGCACAGAAUCCAGACCAAAAUGGGAGCCUCAAUGGUUGCACCACCAACCGUACGGUGGAAAGUUCCGGAUCAUUUGGUCAGACAUUUCCUGCACCUCGGGAGACAAAGGAAUUUGCCAUACAAACCGGAUACACUUCAGAUGUUGCAUUACAAACUGAUCCUCCGGUGCGCACACCAGUAGUGAUUCAACGAUAUCAGUUUUAUGAAGCACCGGAACAAGUGAACACAUCGCAAGAGAUCCAGCAGCAACAACUUGGCUUACGUGUUCAGCUGUUAAUGGACCGUUUGCCCUUGAGAGAACUGACCUCAGAAGAAGUAGAAAGGUUGCACCGUUGUCUGGUUUGUAUGGACGAGUACAUCAUCGGUUCUCGAGUGAUGACGCUGCCUUGCUUCCAUUUGUUUCACGAGACCUGCGCCAGGCGAUGGUUCGAAGACUUUUUAACCUGCCCGGUGUGUCGAAGUGGUCUCUUACUCUGUACCUAAAUCCGUGCCAAAUGGCUGUUCUCAAGCAGGGCUUAUUAUAUUUCUUCCAUCGUUUCGUCAUUCCGCCGUCAUAUUUUCCUGACGUGACAGUCGUACGUGCUCCUUAUCAACGCAAAAGGGACAGAUGCUUACGAUUCUUAUAUACCCGUGUUUCUAAAUUGUAUACAUAAAUCUUCAAGCUGUUACGUAUGCUAACGCAUUUGCGUGCGUGUUAGUUACAACCAAGCUUAAUAAACACUAAAAUUGUUGUCUUCGUUAU
This is a messenger RNA of Dicrocoelium dendriticum, 1006 nucleotides long. Lineage: Eukaryota; Metazoa; Platyhelminthes; Trematoda; Plagiorchiida; Dicrocoeliidae. The record is from the annotation of a GenBank genome assembly.